CAGCAGCAGCAGCAGCCAACGUCCCAAUGGCGCCCAACCCCGACAACAGCACGAUGCACUCCGGUUCUGCACAGGCCAAAGACAGCAAAGCCAACGACAACAAACAUCUCUGGGCCAUUCGUUCAACCUUGAUGCGAAUCAAGCGGCCUGACAAAGUUGGCUACGACGUGUACGACUCCGCAUCAAGAGACAACUUGAAGAGGGUCCAACUCGACCCCAAGAAUCCACCUUCUAGCCCAUUCAGUUGCAGCUAUUCUGGCCCAGCAUACAAUGAGAACGACGAGUGUUCCGUCUGCUUCCCCCAGUUCUUCCCUGCUUCACACUCAAUCAGCGACGCCAAUGCCCGGGAUCUUCUUAGCGCCAUCGUCAACAGCAUCAAGACUGAUCUCGCCUUUCUGCGCACGGCCCUAGAUAAACAUGCCGACUUCCUUGUUUCGAGGUGGAAGAAAAAGUCACGCGAGAAGCGCCUCAACUUCUUGAUGGAGAAGACCAGCCUUUUCGACAAGAAAUGGGCAGCUGUGCAUCUGCUCGAUCGUGUUGGCGUAUUGAACCGUGAGUAUCCAGGAGAGCGCGUGAUUCCCAAAGUCCGCACUGUUCGAACAGCCAAAGGAGGUUACACCAUCGCCAUGGAGCUCCACACACCACAAUCACUUGCAGAUGAGAACCUUCGCGAGGAGACGGUGGCCUCAUACCAAGACUCGUGGUUUCUGCCAUAUCUUGAUGCACAGACUCUCUCCGAAGACCCGACCCUCUUCUUGAGCUUGCUGCACCAUCGUACCGCCAACGAGCCUGAGCAAUGGUUGAUGUUCGACAACGCCAACAUCGUGCUUGCCGAGCACUUUGCCAUCGUGCCCAACACCUUCAAUCCGAACUGCGUGAUCGCUCAAGGUCCCGAAUACGGCAAACUAGUCAAGUGGAAUGCCGACCAAGCUCAUCGCUGGGAGAUCAUCGGUUUCACGAAGGCUCACCAUCUUCUCACUGCUCAAAAGUCUAUGAUGACUCUCCUCAGCAACUGUGUCAAGGGUCUGCUGGCAGAAGCAGAUGUGCCCCCCACUCUUGAGAUUCAUCCCAAGUGGGAGGGAUUGAUCGAUUCCGACUUCUCCAGGUUCAAGACAAGUUUCUCGUGGUCCACUGACUUUGUCAAGCCAUUCUCACAGCCGCCAAAGUUCAACGCUCGUGAAGUUGCAGAGCUCAUUGCGUCACGCCAUCGUGUCGUCCUUGACGAACUGGAGCUUCUCCAAACAGAUCCACAGUAUGUUCAGUCGUUAUCGAAAGACAUCUGUGCAUGUUUGUUCUUUGAGAGCUGGAAGUUGGGUGAUGUUAUGCCCUGGAUUGUGGACUAUCUCUUCUUCGAGACGAUGCAUCGUGAAUCAUACUGGCGCCAACUCGCUGCUGAGAGCGAACAGAUGAUGCGUUACCUCAAUGUUCUCGAAGAGGCUCCGUCCAAGCAAGCCAAGCAAGAUUUCGACCGGGCAGUCUUCAUCGUGCAAGACCUCUGUAUCGAGACUUUCGCGGUCUUCCAAGGCCAAGUCUUCGCAGGCACUCUGGUUCAAAAGGGCUUCGAGCGCAACUUCGAAUUUACUGGUAGCGCUAAAGUCAAGUCCACAAACCGCACCUUCAGCCAGAAAGACUGGUUCCCUGACGAUCUCCUCUACUGGAGUGUUAGCACGCUAGGUUAUGAUGAAAACAGACCCUUCACCAUGGAUCCUACUUUCAACUUCGCCAUCAUUGACCAUCUCUGCCGCACCGAUUCCAAGGAAGCCAAUCGAAUCGAUCAGACCAUGCUCGACAGACUCAGCGACAUGUCUAUCUUAAGCGAUGCUAUUACUUCCAUUCGUUCCGACACGACUCGCAAUCGCUCAGUCGACGAACAGGUAGCCAAGAUCUUCGCUAGCAAGAGCCAUACUACAUCUCCUGCCGAGUGGAUCAAGAAAAUCAACGCAGGUCAUUGCCCAAUGCUGGGAGAUACGCUAGGGCCUGAUUUGCUACGCUUGUAUCAGGAGUUUCCUUGGCCUCGCGGUAAGAAGGACCUGAGAUGGCUAGACCAGGCCAUUGCGUCCCGUGCGUGCUUGACCAAGGUUUGGGAGCGAUUCAAGAAGCUGUGGGUCGACAAGCUUGUUGAGGCCAAGGUUAGCAAGAAACUGAUUGAUGAAGACAUCAAAGUGCUUUCCGCGGCUACUAGCCCACGCUAUCAGGAAGAAGUUGAGCAGGAAAAGCAGGACAUCCUGGAACUCGUUGCUCAAAGUGCCGAAGCAGAAGCCGCCAAGUCCAACACCCAGGUGGAGAUGCAGACUUUCUGGGGCAAGGAGAACGAAUCUCUUGCCUCUCUUCCAACCAGGUUCAAGUCCAUGACCCCUCUCUCUCCAAACACAGAGACCGUCACCGACAGCCUGAAGAACCAGAUUGUUAUCUAUGUUCCACCUACCAGAGCUGCUGCCUUGCCAUCAAUUCAACGCGUCAAGUCCGACAACAUUGCUGUCUUCCAUCACAUGUUUCCCCUCAGAGGUGCCGAGUCUCAACGCAGUUUUUCGUGGCAACACUUCCUGGGCGCUAUGGUCGAUGCCGGCUUCAGCAUUUUCCAGAGUCAAGGAUCAGCCAUCACUUUGAAGCUGGACGACUACUCCGGUGUGGGCGUCAAGACUAUCGUCCUGCAUCGUCCCCACCCAUCGCCAACUGUCAACCCAGUCAUGCUGAGAAGGAUUGCAAAGAGAAUGGAGAAGUGGUUCGGAUGGCACAGGGAGAUGUUCGUUGAGAAAUCGAAGUCCGAGGAGUAGUUGAAAUGACAGAUUUGAGAUGUGGUACGAGUGGAGAUGGCAAGAGAAGAGGCGUGACAGAGUGAAAUGAGGGAAACGGUCGCUAGUACGACAGAUAGCUUUGCAGAAAAUAGCUUUGCUGAUGAAUAGUAGAUGAAUGACAAGCUUCAUCUGUUUAGCGCUCUCA
This is a messenger RNA of Aureobasidium pullulans EXF-150, 2940 nucleotides long. RefSeq lists its product as uncharacterized. The record is from RefSeq and is a predicted model, not a curated record. NCBI's taxonomy places the organism in Eukaryota, Fungi, Ascomycota, Dothideomycetes, Dothideales, Saccotheciaceae. The coding region runs from base 27 to 2774 and encodes 915 amino acids. The transcript has a single exon.